This is a messenger RNA of Pieris macdunnoughi, 459 nucleotides long. Lineage: Eukaryota; Metazoa; Arthropoda; Insecta; Lepidoptera; Pieridae. The record is from the annotation of a GenBank genome assembly.
AUGGUUUGCCAAGGCCCUGAACCGCCAGAUAAUUCUGCACAAAACUUAACGCUGCCCCCUAGACACGAGUUGGUAACAAAUGGGCAUCAAGAAGAUAGCGAUGAUGAACAAAACGAACACUUUGGAUACGAGCCGUUACCUCAAGGUCCCGAAGCAGUACAUUCUGAUCAUGAUAGUGAUGACGACUGUGGCGUAAAUGAAGCUCAAUCAGGAGAAACCCCACCUGACAUUCCUCCUAUUGAACCUAUGGAGAGUAUACUGGCCAGAGAGGUAUGGUGUGCACCAAGAACUUCAGAUCCUAUACAGAUGGACAAUGAAAGAGCUCAACAGGUAAUGUUGGCUAUGGCCAAUUUUGCAUUACCACAGACAUCCAUUCCUGAAUGGGCUCAGAGUAUAACAGAAGAACAAUGGAAGCAAACAUUACAAGAUAGAAUAGAAAAACUAAGAGAAAAUAGAUAA